AUGUUUGACGGUCGUACUGCAAAGUGCAUUUUUUCUGGAUUUGAACUUAUUGAUAGUAUUGAAGAACUUAAAAAUUACCUGUGUCAAUUUAUUACUUGGCUGAAAAAAGAAGAUGGUUCAGAUUAUAAAGUUGAGUCUAUUUAUAGUUACCUAAAAGAGCAUAGUGUUCUUCAAUUAAUAAAACUUUGGAAUCAUUACAAAUUUUCUUGUACUCUUCAUACACUUGAUGGUAAAAUGAAUAUUCUACAAAGCAAAGAAUUAAGUGAUCCAAAAAAGUCUGACAGUUUGUCUUUGGAAGAAAUUGAGCAAAUACUUAACUAUCUAUAUAUGAACAUCAAUUCUAAUAAAUCACUAUGCCAUCAUGUCUUUUUUUGGUUAUGUUUACCAUGUGGCCUGCGAGGUGGUGAUGCAUAUCAAAUUAAUAGGCAAGAUCUUCAUUAUACUCCAGUUAGAAAUAUUUUUUUCUAUUUAUCUAAAUUAUCUAAUUCAUCAUCUUCACAAAAUCCAUUGUUUCAUAAUACUUGUAAAAACAAAAAAGGCUUCUGGUAUAAAAGUAGUCAAAUGGGUUAUACAAAACUUAGAAAAAUAAUGAAUAAUAUUGUAUUAAAUAUUGACAUCAAUCUUGAUAAUGAUCAGUUAAUUACUAAUUACUUUUGUCAUUGUACAGCAAUCCAGCUAUUAAAAAAUAAUAGAGUAUCUGAAUCAGAACUUCAGGCAUUCUCUGGUCAUUGUUUACAAGAAAACUUGGAUGAGUAUAAAUUCAAUAAUGCAUAUAUUGGUUCUUUGAAUGAAGAAUUAGAUGACUAUAAUCCACCAGAAUCAUCUAACAUGUUUAUUCAGAAAGUUUCAGAUGUGAUACAAGAAAUUCAAGCUUCAGAAUUGUCUAACAUGUUAAUUCAGAAAAGUUCAAAUAUAAUACAAGAAAUUUAA
Molecule: messenger RNA, 930 nt
Organism: Cetraspora pellucida
Lineage: Eukaryota; Fungi; Glomeromycota; Glomeromycetes; Diversisporales; Gigasporaceae
Source: the annotation of a GenBank genome assembly